Messenger RNA from Anopheles funestus (African malaria mosquito), 3291 nucleotides. RefSeq lists its product as uncharacterized. The transcript is spliced from 2 exons. Bases 2590 to 3024 code for a protein of 144 amino acids. Lineage: Eukaryota; Metazoa; Arthropoda; Insecta; Diptera; Culicidae. The record is from RefSeq and is a predicted model, not a curated record.
UCACGUUUUGUUUCCGAAUCUGUCCCCGAAAAAUUGGAAACGUCUCCUAAGAAAUUCCGGAACCGACAUAAUAUAAAUUAUCCAAUUUUUUAUGAAUGAAUAACCGUUUUGCUUGGCCCAAAGCUAACGAAAGAAGUAACCAUGAUAGGUGAUCUUAGUUCGAAUCAGAAUGAUUUUAAAGAUCGAAUUGUGAAAAAAGUGGAGAAAAUAUUCCGAUUACAAUACUAGCUUCCUCCUCCUCACUUAAGUGCAAUGUUCCAAUCGCUUGAAAUCAUAUCGAAACGAUCAUUUUACUCAGAAUUAAAGUAAGCUCUGCCGUUUUUACGCUCACUCACACAGGUUCAGAAACGGCUAUGUAUGCAUAUGUGUGCAAUGCACAUGUAAUGCUUAUGCGUUCACCGCACAACUGCUUCACAUUUUGCAAUGAUUCAUCCCUAAGCCAUUCGAGCUGAGUUGCGUACAGGACUAGUAUGCGCUCCGCGUUACAGCAAUAGUUUAUUGCUUUGUGCUAGAGCCCUAUACUGUCGAAUCGUGGAAAUCGCAUAUUUAAACAUUGUACAUUACUUUGGAAACGAGCUUUGUUAUACAAAAUAUUAUCACAGCAGAACAGAAGAUAAACUACUAGAACAGAAGAGACAAAGCGUCAAUAGAAACAAACACAAAACACCGAAAACAUGGAAGAAUGGUACGAGAAUAUUUAUCAACAGACCGGCAUUUUCGUAACCACACCUGGUGUUCCACUUGGCAUUACCGUCGGCAAGUUCAACACCAUCCACACGUUCCUGAUGGUUCCGAGCGGGGAUGUGAUACGUCGCCCAAUCUUAUGGUGCAAAAUACUUAGACCUCCGGAAGACCUAAACAUCGACUUGCCUAUGAAUGUUCGAGUGAUUGUAUUCCGUGGACGACUGAAGGGAAUGUUUGGCAAGGUGGUUGGCAGUUACAAUGGACGAGUUUUCAUACAGACUUUGGAUGGGUCCAUGCCACGAUACCACCCGGCGAUUAAUAAGUUCGAGUGGAAAUAUUUCGUCGAAGAUGCGGAAUGCCUGUACAUAUGGCGAAUGCAUCAAACCCCGGAACAAGUAUACCCCGAAGGAUUUUACGAAAAACUAACGUCUCGAGGCUGCUGAAGGUGGCGAAUCUAUUCGUAAGCUGGAGACCGCACCGACUUUGGAGAACAUCGAAAUGGGCCUAGUGAAAGGGGAAAGCAAUAUCGAAUCGAAACGAUAGACGGAAACUUUCAACAUCAACACAAACGUGUUUUUAUUUUUCCUGCGUGUGACCACUCAAAUUGUGUGCAUGGUUCUGUUUGUUUUCGUUUUUAUGUAUUAUUAUUUAUUUGAUGCAUUAAACUGCAAUAGUUUAUCCGAUUAUGUUAUUUUCUUUAGCGUACGAAAGAAAUGUUCCCUGCUACACCACAGCAUUUAACGCAUUUGCUAGAAGAUCUAGUGAUAUCGCCUCUAAAACUCUCGCAUUUUUUAAUGUGCUAUUGUUAUGCAUUUUGUACAUUUUCAUUAUGCAAUAUAUUGUUAUAUUAUCCGGUUACUUUUUAUCCGGUUAUCCCAUUAUCCGUGCAGCUCGGACCAGUACCAAUGAUAGCAAGAAAUAAAAGCCACAACAGGCAAUUAUACUAUUUGCUCAAGUUAUGCUCAAACAGAACAGAUUUAUUUUGCAAAGUGCAAAGAAAAUUAACAUCUUGCUUAACACACUAAACACUAAUAUUUAUCAAUAAACAGAUUUGUUUGAUCCGAUGAUCCGUGAUAUUCGUUUAUCCGGCAAUGGCUGUGUCCCGAUGAAGACGGAUAAUCGGCGUUCCACUGUAUAUGGUUCCAUGCGGCUCACGAAAAUAUCGUUUCUAAGUUUCAAGCCAAUGUCUCACCGUGUUUAUUAAAUAAAUCUGACAUUACAUUACAAAAAAAAACAGAUUCAGAUGGAUAAACAACAUUCAAAAAUAAAAGAAAAAAAAUUUGGCGUUCAUCUUUUCGGUUACAUAACUGACUGCUGAAAUUUGGUCGUUUUUUCAUGAAGAUAGAGUAUGAAGAGAUUGAUCGUGAAUGAGGUGUGAACGAGACAGUUUGAAAAAUUUCCUUAGUUUGACAUAAUUAAAAUUAAAAAACAUAAUUAAAAAGAUGUCUCCAGGCCAUGUCUACACGACGUGCUCGACCGUGAGCAGGCCAGAUAAGAAUUAAAAAGAGAACAUGCUUCCUUAAUCCAUACUGUUUUAUUUUUGUGUGUGUGAAUUUGCACACAUAUGACAAGAAAGUCAACCCGUAAAUCUUGCGUUUAUAUAUGUAGGUGUUACAUUCCAUGUAACCAUGGUUACAUUCCAAGCAACCAAUGACAUAUUCAGAACAUUUUUUGGCUAGCUGCCGCUAGGAGCAAAUUGUCAUGUUUUUUCUCGUUCUAUCAAACUAACCAAAGCGAAACAGCAUGAUGAUUUUGCUCGUUGUCUCGUUGAGUUGCGUCCAACAAUCGCAGUAGCAUGCGCAUAUCCGGUUAUUCAGGCCAGUGUACAAGAGGCAUUACCUUAAAAGUAAAGACGUCAAUUAUUAACGGCCGAGUACAGAUUGGAGCAGCAGCACUUUUGGGAACAUGGCAAGUAACAAACGAAACACGUUCCAGCUGACCAAUAGCAACUUCCGAAUUGGGAUGUUUGUGAGUGCUCCUGGACAUCCAGUUGCUCUCGUUCUUGGUGAAUGUAACAACGGUCCGACACAUAAGAUCCUGUUGCUGUCCAGUGGGGAACUCGUAACGCAGCCCGUGGGGUUGUGUCGCAUCAUUGAGCCACCAGCAAAUCCCAAUCGCUCCAUUUUCAUGAAUAGACGGGUGCGUGUCACGAGCGGAGAAAUGGAGGGCGUGUACGGCGUGGUGCUUGGAAUCCACAAUGACCUAGCUUAUGUAUGUGCCUUGGAGGGUUUAGAAUUGGUCGGUAACACUCCAAGGAAUCCUACCGACGACGUCUGCUACUUCUUUGAAAAUGUGUCAUUCCUGAAAAUUGUGACAGACGAAAACCCGCCACGAAUGUGAAUGUCGGCAUGUGUAAUUUUACCAUUGUAAUGUAUUAUGCACUAAAGCACAAUUAGAAAAACUUGAACGAUCUGCGUACAGUGUUUUUAAUUCUAAUGCCAACACAUGGUGUAAUACUUUCGCAUGAAGUUUUGCGAACGCCAGUUACCAGGUAAGCAGUAGAAUCCUUUUCCUGCAAGUGUACAGAGGCAGUGAAUAAAAAUUUUAACUUUAUAUUUACCUCUAUAUUCAAACGAAUUAUCAGUAAUAAUUGUGUAAUACGAACCG